Mugil cephalus (flathead mullet) is the source of this 4544-nucleotide messenger RNA. RefSeq names its product kinesin family member 3B (gene kif3b). NCBI's taxonomy places the organism in Eukaryota, Metazoa, Chordata, Actinopteri, Mugiliformes, Mugilidae. The coding region runs from base 310 to 2598 and encodes 762 amino acids. Gene Ontology annotation, biological process: microtubule-based movement. The transcript has 9 exons. The record is from RefSeq and is a predicted model, not a curated record. Gene Ontology annotation, molecular function: microtubule motor activity; ATP binding; microtubule binding.
GAAUGUUUUCACGCGUAUGUGUUAGGAGGACGUGGUGCUCAGAUGUGGCAACCCCGGCGCGGCGAACCGUUGCUGGGAUGAGCGGCGGCGGCUAAUGGCUGACUGGGAGUUUUGGAUUAGCUAACGUUCGCUUCUGGGAUCUCUACCGGCCGUUUCCGCGGCUCUUCUUGGGGAUAAAUACGGUAAUUGUGUUAAGCUUGACCAGAUGUGGACGUUCCUGUCGGAGAACUGUUCCUGAAGCUGCGCUCGGAAGACGGAGGAAUCGAGGGGCGGGACGCAGCAGAGGGGCCGGCAGCUUUUUUCCUCAUCAUGUCCAAGAGCAAGAGCUCGGAGUCGGUCAAGGUGGUGGUCCGGUGUCGCCCCAUGAACGAGAAGGAACGAGCCGCCAAGUUUGAAAGGGUGGUCACGGUCGAUGUGAAACUGGGCCAGAUUAUGGUCCGGAACCCAAGGGAGGCGUCUGCCAGCGAACCCCCCAAAGUCUUCACUUUUGAUUCCGUCUACGACUCAAACUCCAAACAGAUCGAUCUGUACGAUGAAACCUUCAGGCCCCUGGUCGAGUCGGUUCUCCUCGGGUUCAACGGGACCAUUUUCGCUUAUGGCCAAACGGGCACAGGAAAGACGUACACCAUGGAGGGGGUGAGAAACGAUCCGGAGAGGAGAGGGGUGAUCCCCAACUCCUUCGAGCACAUCUUCACACACAUUUCCCGGUCCCAGAACCAGCAGUACCUGGUGCGAGCGUCGUACCUAGAGAUUUAUCAGGAGGAAAUCAGAGACCUGCUUUCCAAGGACCAGGCCCGUCGCCUGGAGCUCAGGGAGCGGCCCGACACCGGCGUCUACGUCAAAGACCUCUCGUCGUUUGUCACCAAGAGCGUGCGGGAGAUCGAGCACGUCAUGAACGUGGGCAACCAGAACCGCUCGGUGGGCGCCACCAACAUGAACGAGCACAGCUCGCGCUCGCACGCCAUCUUCGUCAUCACGGUGGAGUGCAGCGAGCUGGGUGUGGACGGGGAGAACCACAUACGCGUCGGUAAACUGAACCUGGUGGAUUUAGCCGGUAGCGAAAGACAGACGAAGACCGGCGCUCAGGGAGAGAGGCUUAAAGAGGCCACUAAGAUCAAUCUGUCACUUUCUGCUCUGGGAAAUGUUAUAUCGGCUCUGGUGGACGGCAGGAGCAGCCACAUCCCGUACCGUGAUUCGAAGCUCACACGUCUGCUGCAGGACUCCCUGGGCGGCAACGCCCGCACCGUCAUGGUCGCCAACAUAGGCCCCGCCUCCUACAACGUGGAGGAGACCUUGACAACCCUGCGCUACUCCAACAGGGCGAAGAACAUCAAGAACAAACCGCGCGUCAACGAGGACCCCAAGGACGCUCUGCUCCGGGAGUUUCAGGAGGAGAUCGCCAGGCUCAAGGAGCAGCUGCAGAAGCGCUCGGUGAAGAAGAAGAAAAAGAGGCAGAGGAGGAAGGCCGGGGAGGGCAGCGACGGAGAGGACGGAGAGGACGGAGAGACCGAAGACGACGAUGAAGACGGGGAGGACAGGGGGGAUUACUGGAGGGAGCAGCAGGAGAAGCUGGAGAGGGAAAGAAAGGCCAUCAUGGAGGAUCACAGCCUGGUGGCGGAUGAGAAAGCUCGGCUGCUUAGGGAGAAGGAGAGAAAGAUGGAAGACUUGAGGAAGGAGAAGGAGGCUGGAGAGAUGCUCGCAGCCAAAGUUAAGGCGAUGGAGAGUAAACUCUUAGUUGGAGGGAAGAACAUCGUGGAUCACACGAAUGAGCAGCAGAGGAUGCUGGAGCUGAAGAGGCAGGAGAUCGCUGAGCAGAAACGCAGAGAGAGAGAAAUGCAGCAGCAGGUGGAGAGUCGUGACGAAGAGACUCUGGAGCUGAAGGAGACGUACAGUUCUCUGCAGCAAGAGGUCGACAUCAAAACCAAGAAGCUGAAAAAGCUGUUUGCCAAGCUGCAGGCGGUGAAGUCAGAAAUCCAGGAUACGCAGGAGGCCCACAUCAAGGAUCGCCAGGACCUGGAGCAGACCCAGAACGAACUCACCAGGGACCUCAAACUCAAGCACCUGAUCAUCGAAAACUUCAUCCCAUUAGAGGAGAAGAACAAAAUAGUCAACAGGGCUUUCUUAGAUGAGGAGGACGAGCACUGGAAGAUGAAGCCCAUCACACGAAUAGAGGACGACCAUCACAUGAUGACCAGGCCUCUGUCUGCAGUCGGCUACAGGAGGCCUCUCAGCCACCACGCCCGCAUGGCCAUGAUGAUGAAGCCCGACAUGAGAUACAAAGCUGAGAACAUCCUGAUGGUGGACAUGGACCUGCCAGCCCGGACCACUAAAGUCUACCAGGAACCGGUUAUCGCCCCAAAGGUGGCGGCCGCUCUGGAGGACGCUCUCAGAGACGAGGACGAGAUUCAGGUAGACGCCUCAGGCUUUCACAGCAGCUUGGGACCAACGCCGCCCGCCAGCGCCAGCGGAAGCCUCAAGAAACCAAAGUCUGGUCGACCGAGAACGGGCAAGAAGUCGAGCACGCCCACUUCUCCGUUCAGCCCCUCCAGCCCAGGAUCCCCUCUUUACCCACAAUCCCGUGGGCUGGUGCCCAAGUGACAACCUCUCGCACCUUUUCCCCCCCGUCCGGGCUUAGAGAAGACGUCUCAGACCACAGAAUCUGUUAAGACUGAAGCUGCUUUCUAGGUUUUAACUGUAGCCGCUCCACUGUCGACCCCCCCACCACAUCCUCCCCCCCCAUCACAGAGACAGCAGCCACGCAUGAAGCCUCAUAUCACGCUGUUCUUAAUGUUCAUAAACCAAUCAGAGGCAGGAUUCAAACCUUCAUUCAUGCAGGUGUGAAGACACGUGUCCGUCUCUGUCUCUGCAUGAAUACAGACUCGUUCAGUUCACGUCAGACUGCACCGUCUUUGACGUUUGAUGUUUUCUGUCUUAAAGGAAUAAGUUGAACAUUUUGGGAAAUAUUUUACCUGCUUUACGCUGAGGGUUAGAUGAGGACGCGUCUGCACGCUGGUUAUAAAGCUGGAGGAAAUGAAAACAGGUCCAACGUGCAACUCCCCCACACGCCUCAACCACUACUUGUAUUUAUUCAUGUACAGACUGAGCUAGGACGGACGGACGGACGCAGGCUUGUUUCCAGUCUUUACACCAAUCUACCUCCUGCCGGCCCCGGUUUUCUGAUGAGCGUGCACAUUUCAGAGAGACAAAACCAUGACGUUUCCUCAAAGCUGCUCUUUUACCGCGCGGCCGUAAACGCUGAGACCCUGUUACCGUCAGACAGACUGUUCUUCUUCCAGAGGCACGUGAGGCGGGAGGCGGGAGGCGGGAGGCGGGGGGGGCGGGGUCGAUGCCGGAGACCAAACACCGCGGACGCUUCCCGGGCCUUCAGCAGGAGACGUGCCUCAGAUUCAUCAGGGUUCCACGGUGCCUUAGCCUGCGUCCACCAUCCCUGCUUCCUCGUUCCACAUGCGUGUGCACACACACCUGUCAGGAUGGGGUGCACCCCCCCCUCCCAUCCAACCCCCCUCCCACCCCAAAACUCUGAGUCUUUCAGGCCACAGCGAAGGAAGGCAGACAUUUUUUUUUUCUUUGUUCGGGACUUGAAUGGAUCUGAAUACACAAACCAUUCCACGUGAAGCCUCCGGGUGGUAUAAUAUGCAGUUUUACUCCCCCCCCCCCUGUCGCCGUUCAGCCUGCCCCCCCCCCCCGACUGUGAGAUGCGUACUGUUCGCUCGCUGCUACUGUAGAGGCUUCCCCAGCCCACUGUGACAUUUUAAUGAGCCUGGGUCAAGCGGCUGAAGACGAUCUUAAAUCCGUGCGUCGUCGUGUCCGUGUGAGAGUGGUCGAGCCGUUUGACCCGCGCCUGCAUACUUGUACGUGUACUUGUACUUGUGGUGUGUAUUUAGAUCUGUUAACGAUAAAUGUGGACUUUUGUAUCGGCAGUCCUCCGUCACUUUCAACACACACAUGGGUUUCCAUACUGAAAAAAAGAAAAUCUAACUUAUUACACUCUUUCAUUUUUUAUAUACAGAUGUAGAUAUAAUUUUUUUUUAUUCUGUUGUUCUUUAAAAUAGUUUUAUUUUUCAAGCGCUGUAAUUUAAUGGUGAGAUGUUUUAUUUUGUUUGUCGCGUCUCCUCUUUCUCUCGCGGGUCCCGUUCGACUCACGGACCCGGGAGGAGACGGGAGGAUGGAUUCGUGCGACAGUAUUUUCCGCGCUUCGCCGUACAUUUCACUUUGUUAAAAGUUGGUCUUCAGAGCGAGACCCCGACGGCCGCGGCUCGCGCUGUGUCGUGAACCUGCCGCAUGACUUUAGCACGCUUUCGUUUGAUUGUGACAGUAUUCACCAGGCGUAGGACUCUGGGGAAGCAAAAUGUGAAUGUCUUAAUUUAAAGUGAAUACUCUUACGUCCGUGUCUCCUAGCUACAUCACUGGAUCUUUGUGACCAACCUUUAUGAGCUGGUGUUAUUUAAUAGCCAAAUGAUGAUUCUCGCUGGUGCACUUCUGGCUUUUACUUGCUUUUCAUUAUUAAAGACAAAUCAACAGUA